UAGGCAAAGGAGCGGUUGUUUCAGCUUUGGCCGAAGUCCGGCCCUGAGCCUGGAAAAUGCUUCUGGCGCCCCAGGAAAGGACCUCCUCAAGGAAGAGGUCGGAGCUGAAUGGAUGGAAACAGUUAACAAGGAAGCCGAGUCCCACCAAGCCUGUGUUUGACCCUGACAAACACUGGAUUAAGAGAGUGGAGAAAACUUCAGAAUUUGCAGUUUCAAAAGCAUUUUCUGCUGGAAAUUCAGAUUUAUCCAGAAGGCUUUGGGGCCAAAUUGUAGAUUUGGAAACACCUGAGCAAAUAGAGGAUCAUGAUGAAGUCUAUGCAGAAGCUCAGGAAUUGGUCAAUGACUGGUUAGAUACCAAACUUAAACAAGAACUAGCAAGUGAUGGGGACGGUGAUGCUGAAGACACUGUGUCACGUAUCCCUCCUGUGCCAGAAGCCAACGGGCAUUUGAAAUAUGACAAGUGCGAUGAUUUAUGUGGUUAUUUGGAGGAAGAAGACGAAAGUAUCACCUUUCAAAAAUUCAUAGACCAUCUGCUCCAUAAAGACGUGGUAGAUUCUGGGAUAUUGGAAGAUCUUGGAAUGAAUGAAAACCAAGACAAGAAGUGGCAGAAGGAUCCUCAUCUUACCAUGGAGAUGAGACAUAAGCAGGUAAAAGAAAAUCGCUUAAGACGUGAGAAAGAACUGGAGCGCCAGAGAAUUGAAAAGACCCUGAAAAAAUCAACCUUCUUAGAGGCUCAGUAUCUGGUGCAAGAAGAGAAAAAAAGGAAGGCUCUAGAGGCCAAGAAAGAGGAGGAGGAGAUUCAAAGGGAGAUGGUAAAGCUGCGGAGGGAGAUAAUUGAUAGGAGACGCACUGUGGAAGAAGCGUGGAAAAUAGAGAAGAAAAAGCAAGAAGAAAAUUCUCCAAAAAAUCCAGAGAAAGGCAUGUUUCAAAGUGUUCAUAUUCUUCUGGAUGAAGAAAAAAUGGCAAAAGAAAGAAAGAAGAAACUGAAAGAGUUAUUAAUCCAAACUUUCAAGGAAAAUCACCAGUGUCAAAAACGGUAUUUCUCUGCCUGGCACAAGCUGAUUCUUGAUCAUCGGAUUAAGCUGGGGAAAGCUGGGACCCUGUCUGACUGGAAGUUGCAACUGAAGGUCCUGCGGGCCUGGAGAGACUACACAAGAUCCCAGAAGUUGGGGCGGGAGACUCAAGCCAUGGAAAAUGACCUUAGGGAAGAAAACAGAAAACAACAACUGGCCACUGACUAUAACCGGAAACAAGUUCUCCGACACCAUUUUACAGAAUGGCAGCAUUGGCAUCGUGCAGAGAUCCAAAAGAGAGAGCUGGCUGUUACGAAGGAGGAAACUAGGAAGAAAAUGAAUGAGCUGCUGAAGGCAGCAUCACUAGGGAAACUCAGUGCAAACGUGUCAUCAAGCAUCAGUCUACUUGAGGAGGCAGCAGCCAUGGAGGAUCCACCUAGAAAUGGAGAGGUGGCUGCCGCCCCCCCUUUGUGGGAAAAGCCUCCCUCGGGGACCAGUGGUUAUGUGCCCAGCCCCCACCUAGGAAGACCAACAAAGGACAUCUUGCAGAUUCCCCUCCAGAAUGUCCCUCUGGAUACAUCUGACACUAAACUGCACAAGGCCCUACAUGUUGAGCCCUCCCAACAGCCUGGCAACAAAGAGAAGCUCAGAACCAGCAGCCAGAAAGCAGAGCCUAUGUGCAUGGGUCAUUUCCAUAACCGCCACAUCUUCCAGCAACAGCUGAUUGAAAAGCAGAAGAAGAAACUUCAGGAACAGCAGAAAACAAUUCUGGAGCUGAGGGAAAACCAGCGGCUGGCAGAGGCUCGGCGGGCAGCAGGGCGUGCCGACACACAGAGCUGCCUGCUGUCAAACCCCGGAGAAGAUGAACGAAAAAGAACCUGCCAGGUGCUUCCAAAUUCGCCUGUUGCUUCCCCUGGGACUGAAGGUAGUAGAGGUGACUCCCAAAGUUCUCUGUCUGGACCCAGAAGGAAUCCAAGGCAGCUGAUGGCACCUCAUCCCAUACUGAAAGCCAUGGAAGAGAGAGCAGUUCAGCGAGCUGAACGUAGGCGGAUCUUGGCAGAGAGGAAGAAAAAAAAAGAAGAGGAGAAAUUGGCCCAGUUAAAGGCCCAAGAGGAGGAGCGUCAGAAGAGGGAGGCAGAAGAAAAGGAGGCUCAGCUUGAGAAAAAACGAGAAGAGAAGAGACUGAGGAAAAUGAAAGAACUAGAGAAGCAGAAGAGAAUUAAGAGGAACCAGCAGCUGGAAGCAAUAGCCAAAGAACAUUAUGAAAGCGUAUUGCUAAGAAAAAAAGGUCUGGAGCCUUGGAAGAGACUGAGAAUGCAAAGCAAGCAAAACCUCCAGGUGGCCAAAGGACAUCACUCUUUGGCCCUACAGAGGAAAUGCCUGCUGACCUGGUUCCAGUGGAGUCAGGAAAGCCUGGCUAGGAAGAUGGCCAAAGCUGAUCAAUUUUAUUCCCAAAUAUUACUUAGGAGGGUCAUCCGGAGCUGGCUACAGUACCUGACUGACCUCGAGGAAGAAGUACAAACACUGUGUGUACAUUUUCUUCAGAAGAAGAUUUUCAGGGCCUGGUAUAACAUGGUCAGGGAGGCCAGGAUCGAUUCCCAGAACAAGCACAAGGUUGCAGUGGAGCACAGUGACAGGAGGAUUCUCUGGAUCACAUUUCAGACAUGGAAGAAGUUUGCAAAAUUUACGAAAGAGGAAAGAGGAAAAGAAGAAAGGCGAGAGCAGCUCCGUAGGAAGGUAGCUGAAAUUCUUCCAGACUUUCAGAUGCUCACACCGCUGUGACUCAGGUGUACAGCAAUCAGAUGCUCGGCCCGUGGGUAAGGAGUCCUUGGUGUGCCAGUGGCCACAGCCCAGUGCAGUGCUUGCAGUGCUUGCAAUGGGAAACUCCAUCAGUCCGUGUGUGUGUGUGUGAUCUCCACCCACCCACAUACGUGCGCAUAUAUCUGGUUUAUGUUCUGUCACGUACUUCUUGGAUCAAAGAAAUUAUUUCGUGAAUUUGUAUUUCCUUCUUUGAUUUCUCCAAGGUUGCUAAUCAGUCCACUAACACAUUUAUCACAGCAGGAUCAUCCAAAGGAACAGUCUAGAGCUCUGCUGUUCAAAUGUACCCUAUGUAUUUUUAGGAUUAUAAACUUUAAAAAGGACAAGUGUUUGCUUGCCUGAGACUGUGGAGAAAAAUAUGUCCUUAUAGCUUAAUGUGAAUUGUUGACAAAUCUAACUUUAAUUAAAUAGAAAUUAAAAGUAGUGAGCACUUAGAAAAGGAGGGCCAGUCGUCUGGUACCUUAGCAUCAGCAACAGGCAUCCUGCCAGACCCUGUCCUUUUUGCCCACCUGAUGGAAAACUGUGGAUCAAAAGGCAUCCUAGACAGCUGCUGCAAAGGGUAGCAGUGUAUCCUGAUUUCAGAGAAACUGGAGCACCAGAGAUACUUCUCCUCAGUGCACUUUGCUAAGCAUGAAGGGAAGUCCAAAAGGUAAAGGCUCUAUCAAAGGCAGUCCAGCAAUUUGUUCAAGUGUCUGCUUGUGCUCCCAACUGCAACUUCUACGUAACACACUCGAUCAGUCUUCCAGUCCUCAGCUCAGUUUGCUUUAUGUAUCAAGGUACUUAUCUUAAAUUCAAAGAACGUUUUAAUGUUUAAGAUGCUAAAGGAUAUAAAGACUGACAAGACACUCCUGUGAAUUGUCUGAGAGAGUUGCCUGCUAGAAAAAAAAGUUUUCAUUACAAAAUACAUGCUCAUUACAACAAAUUCAGGCAGUAAAUGCACACAGUAAAACGAGACAGUCCCUUGCAGCCCUGAGGUAACUACUAUUACUUGAUAAGUUGCAACUUUGAGUUGGUAAAAU
Messenger RNA from Mesoplodon densirostris (Blainville's beaked whale), 3850 nucleotides. It is a transcript of the gene CCDC191, whose product is annotated as coiled-coil domain containing 191. Bases 57 to 2795 code for a protein of 912 amino acids. Gene Ontology annotation, molecular function: phosphatase binding. The transcript has 17 exons. NCBI's taxonomy places the organism in Eukaryota, Metazoa, Chordata, Mammalia, Artiodactyla, Ziphiidae. The record is from RefSeq and is a predicted model, not a curated record.